GAGUCUCUCGCACAUCUUUCUCACUCUCCCACACCUUUUGACGUCUCAAACGCGUGUUUUGCAUUUGGAAAUUAAAUAGCGAAUAUCUUUAAAAAUAUGGAAGUUGCUCUAAAUCCAGUUCGUAUCCUGAAGAAUGAGGCACAGGAGGAGAAGGGAGAAAUUGCUCGGUUGUCAUCCUUUGUGGGGGCAAUUGCAAUUGGGGACUUGGUGAAGAGUACUCUCGGCCCCAAGGGAAUGGAUAAGAUUCUCGUGUCGCACGGACGCAAUGCCGGUGAGGUGAUCGUCACAAAUGACGGAGCUACAAUUCUCAAGGCUGUGGGUGUUGAUAAUCCCGCUGCAAAGAUCCUCGUGGACAUGUCAAAGGUGCAGGAUGAUGAGGUUGGCGAUGGCACCACCUCUGUGACCGUACUGGCGGCUGAAUUGCUGCGCGAAGCCGAGAAGAUGGUUGAGGGGAAAUUGCAUCCACAAACCAUUAUUGCUGGAUGGCGUCAAGCUGUGGAUGUUGCCCGGGAGGCUCUCACAUCUGUGGCGCAGGAUAAUUCUGGGGAUGCUGAGAAAUUCCGUGAGGAUCUCAUGAAUAUUGCCCGAACGACACUCAGCUCGAAGAUUCUCUCGCAGCAUAAGGAGCAUUUUGCAAAAUUAGCCGUAGAUGCUGUUCUCCGUCUUCGUGGAUCCGGUGAGCUAAAUGCAAUUCAGAUAAUUAAGAAGCAAGGCGGUACCCUGGAAGAUAGUUUCCUCGAGGAGGGUUUCCUUCUGGACAAGAAACCCGGUGUUCAUCAGCCCAAACGUGUGGAGGAUGCAAAGAUUCUCAUUGCCAACACACCCAUGGAUACGGAUAAGAUUAAGGUGUUCGGGUCACGCGUACAGGUGGACUCAAUGUCGAAGAUUGCCGACCUGGAGGUGGCUGAGAAGGAGAAGAUGAAGGACAAGGUGAAUAAGAUUCUCGCACACAAUUGCAAUGUCUUCAUCAAUCGGCAACUCAUCUACAACUACCCAGAGCAAUUAUUCGCUGAUGCCGGUGUAAUGGCCAUUGAGCAUGCAGAUUUUGAUGGAAUUGAGAGGUUGGCUCUUGUAACUGGCGGGGAAAUUGUCUCAACAUUCGAUCAUCCGGAACUCGUCAAAUUCGGCCACUGCAAAGUCAUUGAGCAGGUGAUGAUUGGCGAAGAUGUUCUCCUACGCUUCAGUGGAGUCAAGCUCGGUGAAGCCUGUUCAAUUGUCAUCCGUGGAGCCACUCAGCAAAUUAUCGAUGAAGCAGAUCGUUCCCUGCACGAUGCUCUGUGCGUCCUGGCGGCCACGGUGCGUGAAUCAAAGACCGUCUACGGUGGGGGUUGCAGCGAGGCCCUCAUGGCGGGUGCAGUUCAGGCAAAAGCAGCUGCUACCCCGGGAAAGGAGGCAAUUGCCAUGGAAGCCUUUGCCAGGGCUCUCCUGCAGCUGCCGACAAUCAUUGCGGACAAUGCGGGCUACGAUUCGGCACAGUUGGUGUCUGAAUUGAGAGCCGCCCACGCUCAGGGGCGUCACACGAUGGGUCUGGACAUGGAGAAGGGGCGCACGGGAUGCAUGAAGGAGUUGGGUAUCACUGAAUCCUACGUUGUUAAGCGACAAGUGCUCGUUUCAGCGGCUGAAGCAGCAGAAAUGAUCCUCAGAGUGGACAAUAUCAUUAAAUGCGCUCCAAGGAAACGCGUUCCAGAUCGUGGAUACUGCUAAACUUCUCCUGGAAAGCUUCCAGAAGAGAUCUCCACGUGUCUUUUUUUAAAAUAUUUCCACGUCGCUUCAGUGUUUGAUUCAUUUAAUUUUUUUUUCACAUCUCUAAUAAUUAAAUAAUGCUUUUCAGUAUAAAAAAUAUAAUUAAUAAAUGAUUUACCAGUA
Molecule: messenger RNA, 1866 nt
Organism: Lutzomyia longipalpis
Lineage: Eukaryota; Metazoa; Arthropoda; Insecta; Diptera; Psychodidae
Gene: CCT2
Product: T-complex protein 1 subunit beta
Exons: 2
Coding region: 97-1704 (535 amino acids)
Biological process (GO): protein folding
Cellular component (GO): cytosol; chaperonin-containing T-complex
Molecular function (GO): ATP-dependent protein folding chaperone; ATP binding; ATP hydrolysis activity
Source: RefSeq, a predicted model, not a curated record